AUGAAGUUAAACAUUGUCACUUUGUCUCUCUUGGCCACCCUUGGUGCUGCCGCCCCCGUGGCCAACACCGAUGCACUUGCUGCUCGAGACGACAGCGGCGAAGAUAGACCUAUCUACCCCGGCUGGAAGCGGGAUGACAGCGGAGAGGACCGACCUCUCUACCCUGGCUGGAAGAGAGAAAGCCAGUAA
Messenger RNA from Colletotrichum truncatum, 189 nucleotides. The record is from RefSeq and is a predicted model, not a curated record. NCBI's taxonomy places the organism in Eukaryota, Fungi, Ascomycota, Sordariomycetes, Glomerellales, Glomerellaceae.